Messenger RNA from Astyanax mexicanus (Mexican tetra), 10613 nucleotides. RefSeq names its product calcium channel, voltage-dependent, alpha 2/delta subunit 1a (gene cacna2d1a). The record is from RefSeq and is a predicted model, not a curated record. Bases 342 to 3578 code for a protein of 1078 amino acids. Gene Ontology annotation, cellular component: L-type voltage-gated calcium channel complex. Lineage: Eukaryota; Metazoa; Chordata; Actinopteri; Characiformes; Acestrorhamphidae. Gene Ontology annotation, molecular function: voltage-gated calcium channel activity. The transcript is spliced from 38 exons.
GCGCGCAGAUGGGGGUGGGGGGCCUCUGGAAAGCGAUCUGCCCAGUCUGACACACACACACACACACACACACACUGCCAGCGCCAGAGAAAGGCAGCGGCAGCAGCUCCUUCUUUACUUCAGCAACAUCUGCCCCUCCUGUAGCUCUCUGAGGGUCGCUCCUCUUCACUGUGGAGAGGAAGCAGAAGAGACGAGGCGCCCCCGCUGCUUUCUGAACUCCUCUGUAUGUGUGAUGGCGGAGGACGGGCAGGUUUAGGAUUUUGGGCUGUUUUCUGGACUGUUUUGGACUGUUUUUGGACGCCGGUGUGAGGAGGGAUAUUAUAGCGGCUCUGCUCUCAGACAUGGAUGCGCUGAAACUGCCCGCAGCUGCUCUCCUUCUUCUCCUGCUCUCUCUGAACAGCCCGGUCUCCUCCAACCAGUUCCCGGACUCCAAGCAGGCUCGAGAAUGGGCAAACCACAUAGAGGAGGACCUUCUGCAGCUGAUUAAUGCUGAGGUGGACAUAGAGCACCUCACUAAGGUUUUUAAUGAUCUUGAAGACAAGUACAAAGUGGAGCAUAACAAUGCCCAGCAGCUGGUGGCCAACGCUGCCAGCAACAUUGAUAAACUGCUGGCCAACCGCUCUAAAGCUCUGGAGGCUCUGGCCACAGCUGCAGAAAAGUUGCAGGUGGAGCACCAGUGGAGAGACGAUUUUGAGGAAGACUACAAUCAAUAUUACAAUGCAAAAGAUGAUACCUACCUCAAUAAUACUCUGGACUUCAUAAAAGACCCAGCCUUUAAGCGCCUUGUGUCGUACAACAGUACAGCAGUUCAUAUCCCUACUGACAUCUAUGAAGGCUCCACUAUUGUUCUAAAUGAGCUAAACUGGACCCAAGCACUAGAUGAAGUGUUUAAGAAAAAUAAGGAGGAGGACCCCACACUGCUGUGGCAGGUGUUUGGCAGCGCUACUGGACUGGCUAGAUACUUCCCAGCCUCUCCAUGGAUAGAAACAAAGAAAACGGCUGGUAAAAUCGACCUGUAUGAUGUACGGAGGAGACCAUGGUACAUACAGGGUGCUGCCUCACCUAAGGACAUGCUGAUUCUGGUGGAUGCGAGUGGGAGUGUGUCGGGACUGACGCUGAAGCUGAUCCGCACUUCUGUUAGCGAGAUGCUGGAGACUCUCUCUGAUGACGAUUACGUCAAUGUCGUUUUUUUCAGCAAUGAGGCCAAACCAGCGGCCUGCUUUCAGAACCUUGUCCAGGCCAACGUUCGCAACAAGAAGAUCCUGAAGAAGGCAGUGCAGAAUAUCACAGCCAACGGCACCACCGACUACAAGAAAGGCUUCAAGAUGGCCUUCGAGCAACUCGAUGCGAAGAACAACACAAGAGCAAACUGCAAUAAAAUCAUCAUGCUCUUCACGGACGGAGGGGAAGAUAGAGCGUCUGAGGUCUUUGAAGAGAUGAACAAGGCCCGCAAGGUCCGCAUCUUCACGUUCUCUGUGGGACAACACAAUUAUGAUAAAGGACCUAUCCAGUGGAUGGCCUGCACCAAUAAAGGAUAUUACUACGAGAUUCCCUCCAUCGGUGCCAUCAGAAUCAACACACAGGAGUAUCUGGAUGUGCUGGGAAGACCUAUGGUAAAAGCUGACAAAGCAGCAAAGAAGGUGCAGUGGACCAAUGUAUAUCAGGAUGCACUGGAGCUUGGGCUGGUCAUAACAGGAACACUUCCAGUGUUUAACAAGACUGGCAUAAAAACUGUCAGGAACAAACAGCAACUGAGCAAUGAAAAUCAGCUUAUACUGGGAGUGAUGGCCAUCGAUGUGUCGUUAAACGACAUCAAAAGACUGACUCCACGCUACACUUUUGGACCUAAUGGAUAUUACUUUGCCAUCGACCCCAAUGGAUACGUGCUGCUUCAUCCCAACCUUCAACCAGAGAACAACAAGUUUCAGGAGCCGGUGACAUUAGACUUCUUGGAUGCGGAGUUGGAAAACGAGAUCAAAGUGGAGAUCAGAAUGAAAAUGAUAAAAGCAGAGAAAGGCCAACAGACCAUCUACACUCUGGUGAAGUCCCAGGAUGAGCGUUAUAUAGACCAAGGCCUGAGAACAUACACUUACGGUCCAGUCAACGGCACUGAUUACAGCCUUGCUUUAGUGCUUCCUGAUUACAGCCAAUACUACAUCAAGGCUACCUUAGGAGACACCAUCACCCAGGCCAAAUUCUCGGAAAGCCUGCAGGUGGAUAAAUUUGAGGAGUACGGAUAUACUUUCAUAGCUCCCAGAGAGUACUGCAAUGACCUGAAACCGCAGAGUAGCAACAACACAGAAUUCCUGAUCGAGUUCAAUAAGUACAUUGACAUGAAGACCCCCAACGAUCCACAAUGCAAUGUGGAUCUGGUGAAUCGGUUGUUACUGGACGCUGGCAUUACCUCCAAAAUAGUGAAACACUGGACUGAACAGAAUAGAACUGACAGAAUCAGAGCUAAGUUUGUGGCCACAGAUGGAGGCAUCACCAGAGUUUAUCCCACAAGUGCUGGAUUUGAGUGGAGUGAAGAACCAGAGACAUAUAACUCCAGUUUCUACAAGAGAACCCUGGACAAUGACAUUUAUAUUUUUACACCACCAUUACCAGAAAUCAUUCCAUCAGAAAACGGAAGCCGUUCUGCUGACUCUAUUUUAGUGAGCAAAGCGGUAAAUAUUACCAUCAAAGGAGCUACACUCAAACCAGCAGUGGUUGGUGCGAAAAUAGACAUCGUUAACUGGAUGCAAAGCUUCACAAAUGCUGCAGAGAAAUCUAAUUGUAAUGAUGAGAUCUGUGGCUGCAAAAGAGAUGAUCCGAACAUUGACUGUGUGCUGUUAGAUGACGGGGGAUUCUUAGUUAUGUCCAAUCAGAAUGAUUACAUCAGUCAGAUUGGCCAGUUCUUCGGUGUGAUUGACCCCAUGCUGAUGCUCAACUUGCUGAAUGAGUCUCUGUUCUCCUUCAACAAAACCUACGACUACCAGGCGGUGUGUUUCCCUACCAAAGAAAACAGAUCAGCUGCUGGCCUCAGAUCAGUUUAUGUGCCGACCAUAGCAGAUAUACUAAAUGUGGGCUGGUUGGCCUCUGCAGCAGCAUGGUCAAUACUGCAGCAGCUGUUUGUUAGCAUAACGUUUCCUAAUUUCCUGGAAGCAGCGGAGCCAGAAGACGACGCCAUGGAGAAAGAAAGCUGCAUCACUGAGCAGACUCAAUACUUCUUUGCAAACACUGACAAAAGCUUCAAGGGAAGCCUAGAAUGUGACAACUGCUCCAGGCAGUACAUUGCUGAGAAGCUGGUGAUGACCAAUCUGGUGCUGAUCAUUGCAGAUUCUAAGAAAACCUGCACGACUUGUCAUGCAAAGCCCCUAACCCAGGCUGAGCAGCCCUCUUCGGGUCCGGAUCCCUGUGAAUUAGCCAAGCACCCUAGAUACCGGAAAGGUCCGGAAGUCUGCUUUGACAACAACGCAAAUGAACGAGAUGUUGACUGUGGCGGGGCAUCCGGUCUGACUCCGCCCGUUUGGCUCAUGGCCAUCUUUCAGCUGCUGCUGCUCUGGCUCCUGAGUGGACUCGGACACUGCCCAUCGUGACCUUAGCCUAGAGAAGCCCCGCCCCUUGAUGACGCCAAACCCUAGACCGCAUCCUGCCACACAAGUCUUUUUUUUAUCGGAACCCUGGGCACCAGCGCGCCUGCUUACGACAAGAAAGCCUUGGACCCGGGAAGCUUAAGACUGAUGAAGUGUUCGCUCUGUGUUGCCCUGUGAGUGACGGUGGGUCAGCAGAUGAUAAAUGAGCUAAGACUUUUGACCCUUGGCCUCUGAGGCCGGCCUCGGCCCACGUGGGCAACAGGGUGGACAGCCUUGCCUUUACCCCAGCGAAACAGAGGUCCUCUACCCGUGUUCUACAAUUACACCAGUCAUGACUGAUCUCGUCACUGCCAAAUACAGUGCUCUCUCCUAUGGGCGUGUGUCAUGUCAAUUUGAUAAGAUUAAUUACUUUUGUUUCGUUGGUCUUCUUGAGCAUCUUCUAGUGAAUAGCUUCUCAAGGCUAUCAAAAUGUAUCAAAAGUGUUUUGGUCAUCAGUUUUAAAACUAUACAUUUUGUUAUACAAUUUGCCCAUCUGGUUAGGCCGUAAUUUAAACUUGUUUAAUAUAUAAAUCAGGAAAGAUUGCUGAAAUAAAUCCUGAUAUAGACCUCUCAGGACAUGCUGUCAUUUUGCAGGACCCCAUUAGCAUCCAAAUGCUUGGGUAGACCUUGUUUUUGGAAAUCACCCAUAAUUAAUAACACGCUAUAGAACAAACCAACAACGGCAAACUAACACUCCUGUACACGUUGCAUCAUAAAACUGGCAACCUUACUAAAAUAUUCAUUGCUGACCAUUGAGCCUUGUCAAGGGGCUUUAGUAGUACUGUAGUAGACUCCAAUUUAAAAAAGUGUCUAGUCUUUUUCCAUGGCAUUUAAAGGUGCAGGGGUGUUAGUUGUCCUGUAAUCAUGUUUCUGUAAAGCUGCUUUGUGCCAACACCAGUUGUGAAAAGCGCUAUACAAAUAAAUUUGAUUUGAUUUGAGUUUGGUUUAGUGCUUAAUGAGCAUAUUAUUAUUAACAAUUGCUUAAUUCAUCGAAUAAAACUAUAUUUGCAACGUUACUCUUCAUUGUAAUACUGUAACGAAUGAAGCUGAUUUUACACCAGAAUCUUUGAGGCACACUGCAGUUUGCGCUUGUUACAGGAAAUGUCCAAAUGUUUGUGGACACCUAUUGUAAUGGAUGCACUCAGCUAUUUUCCCGGUAGAGAAGCAUUGCCAGUAGAAUAGUAGAUAUGUCUGAUGAUCGAUAUGAGAUAUAGAGAUAUAAAGACACCCAGCAUUGAGCAGUAGAGCAGUGGAACUAUAGUAUGUUCUCUGGAAUGAUGCAUCCAGUCCAUCCAGUGCUUUUGGGUUGCGGAAUUAGUUGGGGAAUUGAGGCUGAGGUGGGGUGGUGUAACAUUCAGUUAAAUUGAUUUUGAAGAAAUUUUUGUGAAAGUUUGUACUAAAAAACCCAUGUUUUCUGUAUCUAUUACGGUCCUAUAUUUUGUAAAAUGUAGCUUUCUCACUGAAUUUAAUUUUUUUUCUAAAAAGAAAAUAUAUUAGCAUUGCCACACACAGACAAUAUAAUAAGAGUGUGUUAAGUAGGACAAAGUAUGGGUUUGCAUCUGCCUCUGGUGUAAACUGGGCUGGAAAAUACUUAUUUGAUAUGUGUCGCUGUCCACAAAAUGACACAUGUCCUCAGAGGGUCUUUCUCCCUAGUGGUAUCCACCUCAGUGCCUGUGGAUUCUUUUUCUUUUCUAUUUUUUUUUUUAACUUGUCGCGUACUGCUCCAUCCUCUAUCUUCACAUCAGUCCCUGAAUCAGUUCAUAUUCACCCGCUGUGCAUUAAUAAAUGCACCUGCCAAAAACAAAAAACAGCCCCUGACUAUCUCCCCUUUCUGUAAGUGGGCUUACCAUGUUUACCAUGUGUUUCGUGUGCCCGGUCAGUCGUUUGAGCUUGUCUAAAGGGCUGAUUAUUGGCUUGGAGUUUUUGGAAGGUUUGAGGUAAGGUGAGGUGAGGUGAGGUAGCAACACUUAUUUAUUUGUUUAUUGAGGAUGUGUGUGUGUUAUUGCAUGUGAGUGAGUUUGGCUUAUGUUUAUUGAAGUAAAAUACUUUUUUUGUAUUAUUAAUAUUACUAUUGUUCUCCCCAAACUGCCUGAAACCAUCAAACGAUGGAAAGAAAUCAAAUUUAAAAAGCUAUUUUAAUAUAUAUGUACUAUAUGUAAGAAUUGGUCUCCAGUUCUAUGAUGAAGUUUUUAUUUAUUUUGUUAAUUUAUUUCUUUUUGGGGGGCUUCAGUAUGUGUUCUAAAUGAUUAUGUCUUUGCUGUGUGCCUUGAUGUGCUGGAGAGGAACACUUCACACAUUUUGAAGUGAUGGAAGGAUAGUUCCCAGAGACGCUGGUUUCAUUGUUCAUCAAGUAUAACUGCAGAAGGAUACGAUAAAACCCACUGCCCUGUUUAGUGUUUACAGUUCUGCACCAUCCCUAACUCCACCCCUAACACACCUGGCUCUAAUAUUCACAUAUUUGAAGAACUUUAAGUGGAGUUAAGUGGAGUUAGGGCUGCUUUCUGCUUCCCUGACACUUUGGAUUCAUUCAAUACUACAGAUUUCUAAAGAAUUAUGUAUGCGUAUUGCAUAGAGGCAAUAUGAAACGUGCUAUAGUGGUGGUAGUAGUAGCAGCAUCUUACUCAACAUCUAAUUUAUUGAAUGAAGCCAGGUUGCAGUAUGUAGUCUAAUGCAUCAGAUGGUGAUACUUACUGACCCUGAUACUGAAUCCUCCAAAAAAAGUCUGGAAAACUGCCAAAAACUUUUAAAAGAUUCAACACUGGAAAAGGUGAUGUGCUGUGUUUAUUUACAUGGCCAAAAUUGACAUUCAAAUAUUUUUGUUAUUGGUCCAUAUAAUAUACAGCUUAUAUACCACUUCUGUUUCUGAAUCAGUUUCUCUGAUUUUGCUAUUUAUAGGUUUGUUUGCUCAAAAUGAACAUCGUUGUCAUUUAGAGCAUUUAUUUGCAGAAAAUGAGAAAUGGCUGAAAUAACAAAAAAGUUGCAGAGCUUUCAGAAAUCAAUAUUUGGUGGAUUAGCUCUAGUUUUUAAUCACAGUUUUCAUGCAUCUUGGCAUGUUCUCCUCCACCAGUCUUACACACUGCUUUUGGAUAACUUUAUGCCACUCCUGGUGUAAAAAUUCAAGUAGUUCAUUUUGGUUUGAUGACUGUGAUCAUCCAUCUUCCUCUUGAUUAUAUUCCAGAGGUUUUCAAAUUGGUAAAGUCAAGGAAACUCAUACAUUUUAUGUGGUCUCUUAUUUUUUUUUUUCCAGAGCUGUAAAUCUAAUAUAAUAACUGUAAACACUUUGAAAUAUAAUAUAUAACAUUUUUUAAAAGGUGUUCUUUUUUUAGUAUUGUAAAAAUGAAAUAGCUUAAAUGUGUUUUGUUUGCUUUUCAAAGAAGAAAAACGUCGUUGUUUAGUAGGAAUACAAUUUUUUCUUCCUGCCAAACAUUGAAAGUGCUUUUUUUGUUAUUUUAUCCAAAUAUAAUUACAGUUGCCGUAUAAUUUUGGCCAAUAAAUAAGUCACAAAAUAAUGCCAGGAUUGGCCACAAUGGAUGUCUGCAACUACAAAGUUUUAAAAUGUGAUGCAUUCUGUAACGUAAAAAAAAAAAACAUUCAGUGACAAAUGCUAUAAAUAAUGCACAUCAGUAUAUCAGAAGUUUAUAUAAAAAAAAUCAUAUCACCAUUAUUAAAACAUUUUCCAUUGCAAUUUAAAUUUAAAUCAAAUAACUGUCCUCACCUAAUUUAGUGCAUCACCUUUUCUACUGCAACUUGACCUGGUGUGCCUCGAUGAACAUAGGACCAAACUCUGGAUCCCAAAUAACAUCAGAAAAUACCCACCGACCAUAAAAUGGGUAAUUGAUCAGUGUAGCAUCAUCACUGUUUAUUAUUGUGUUUAUGUUUUUAACAAAAAGAUUAAAAAUGACAAUCUGUAGCAAGUCACUGGAUUAUUAUUCAUAUUUUAGUUACUUUCAGUCUUUUCUUUGAGUUUAUUUAUUUAUUUUUUUUCUCAAUGGGGGAGGGAGGCACUAUAUCCCCAGCUGGUGUGUCCAUUGUUCUUAAUGUAAUAGCAGUUUGGAGUAGUUUGGAAUAUUUAUGCAGUCUGAGCUGAGACACCUGUUUGAGAUGUGGACAUUCAGGGUGUUUUCUUUGGGAAAACGCUGAUGAGCGCUAAUUUGACCAUAUGAGAAGAUGAAGUUGUUGAAAGCGGUGUUAUUCACCCUGAUUCAUUUGUGCAGAGUGUUUUCUGAUGACGUUCUAAGGAUUUACUGAAAACGGAGUUUUAGUCGGAACAGUCGUAGUGGUACUGGAAAUUUUAGCUAUAGCAUCAGAGCUGUUUUGAUGCACCAUUUGAAGCUGUUUUGUUAAUGUGGUGUGCACGCGAUUGAGCAACGUGGAGUUAUUAGCGAUGACUGCACUGUAAUUAGGCAUGGCAUCUUCAAUCAUGAUGAGUAAAAAUUUUCCAAGUUCUUCAUUCUCUUGUUUUAAUUCCCAAGUGAAAAGUCAUGUUACAGAAGCACUGAGAAGAAAUCAGUGGUUUAUUAUAAGACUCACACUAUUAACGUUUAAAGUUCAAAUCAGAGGUAAUGAAGUCAAAACAUAAAUACAUUUAUUUAAUUACUAGAAUGUUUAGAGUUGAAAAUCAUGUUCUUGGAGGAGUCUUUUUUUAAAAGAAACAUUUUUUUUUAAUGUUAUAUAAGGAACUAAAGAUCGUUCCUCGACAGCAUAGCUCUAAAAAUCCUUCUUUUUUAGAAAAAAAUAUUAUUAUUUAUUAUUAUUAUUUAUUGUAGGCAUCUUCCAGACUAUGAUUAUGAUUAUGUAGGAUUCCUGCAGUUGUCAGUUAUUACAGUGCCAGACAGUGACACAUCAGGAUUGCAUAGAAAUGUGUGUCUUUACCUGUAUCAGUGUUGUAUGUUGAUCACUGUAUGAUAAAGCUCUUCAGAUCCGACGUCUACUAGAGCUCAGAAAUAGUAAGUGCCAUAAACUCUCUCUUUUUCUCUCUCUCUCUCUCUUGCUAUCUCUCUCAAUCUUUCUCUCUUUAAAACAAAGAAACCUUUAUGAACUUGUUAUGAUAAAGUAAAACCUUUAAAUGCAAACCUCUUCAGACUUCAGAUAUCUUUUGAUAUAUGCCCUUGCCUGUCUGCAUGUAUUUUGUUGGCAGGGAGAAUACUAAACUAAACUGUGUGUGUAUGUGUGCCUGUGCACGCUUUAACCAUGGUUAGUGUGAUGUUGGGAUGUUUACUGCUGUUGGUGUUUGACAAUGUUAAAUGAUUUGGGUCUUGAUUUCACUGCCUUUCUCUUGUGGAGACAGCAUUUGAUUAGGACCCAUCUGUAGAUAACGCUUCAGUGCAUACAGUCAACCAUACCUGUUUAAAAAACAUCUAUCUAACAGUAGUUUACCAAGCCUCAAAGCUUAAACAUCUAAUAACCAAAGAACGGUUCACCAAUUUUUAAGCUGAAAUGUUUAGUAAACUAAGAAUAGUCCAAUAACUAGCUGGUCAAACAUCUAGUGAACAGGGAACACUACACCACGCUUCUAAGAUCAAACAUCUAAAAACCUAGGAACAGUUUACCAAGUUUUUAAGAUACAUCUAAUAACCCAGGGUUCUUGCACCAUUUCAAGUCAAAUUAAAUGUGUUUUAAGACAUUUUUAGACCACAAUAAAUAUAAUCUAAGACCCAAAAUGUAGUCAUAAUUUCUUUGGUAGAAAACAAUGUGUUGUAUUGGAAAUCAAAACCUAAUGUAGCUAACUUGCCACUAAUGUUACUAUGUUAUCUAGCCCACUGCUAAUGUUAGCUAGCUUUAUGCUAACCUUAGUUCUUUCCCCGGUAUCGUAGCUAACUCGCCACAAAUGUUAUUUUGAUAGCAUGUUAGCUAGCUCGCCACUAACAUUAGCUAGCUCUCCAUUAACCUUAGUUCCCUUUCUGGUAACGUUAGCUUACUCACCGCUAAAGUUAGCAUGUGCCCUUUCCACUGGCAUUAAGUGCACAGUCUGAAAAUGUAAUACCUACAGCUAAAUUACAGUAAAUUUAAGACAAUUUAAGAUCUUAAUUAUCCAAAUUAAAAUUUAAGACAUUUUAAAAUGUCUUUUUUAAGGACCUGCAGGAACCCUGUAACCUAAGAACAGUUUACCAAGUUUCUAAGCUCAUACAUCUAAUAACCUAGGAACAGUUUACCAUAGUUUUAAGCUUUUAGUAACAAGCAUUACUAAAUAACCAAGUAACAAGUAUGUUCAUCCAAACAUCUAUUAAACAUAGAACAGUCUAUUAAGCUUGUCUGUCCAAAUAUCUAUUAAAUAUAGUAACAGUGCCCCAAGAUUAUCUGAAUCUAGAGACAAUCUGCUAAGCUUUCAGAAGCAAACAUCAGGUGAACAGAACAUAGAACAUAGAACUGAUGAGAGCCAUAGAAAAUGAAUCAUUUUAUAUAGGAUAUAGUGUGAAGGUGAUGUACAGUACUUAACAUUUAGACCAUUAGAUGCUGUCAAAAUUGGUAGAGGUCAAAAGAUGAAGUUUGCCGCUGUUUUUCUAAAGGGAUUUACUCCUUUUGAUACAGUUGUUUGCAGAUGUGUCACAAUCAUAUGCUGUCUCCUAAGAACAGAAAACUUACGAGAUGCUACUGAAAGUGAACUCAAUGCUGAUGGUUUUGGUGCUGUCUAUCUCUGGGUUUGUUCUUCCUGAAUUUCUCUCUAAAGAUUCUAUUUUUUUGGUGGAUUGUUCCACUCUGAUCCUGGCUGGCAUCUCUGCUAAUCAUCCUAUGCCAGUUGCCCAAAGGCAGAUUAUUAGCCAGUCUCUCCAUUAACCUUUCUUGACUGGUCUCCACAGGCUCGGUUAUUGGUAGGGUUCUGGUCCUUCUCUGUGCUUUUUAAUACUUUACUCUUUUCUGGGUAUUUGGUUUGCCUGAAUCAAACUGUGUGUACAUUUGUAUGAUAAUGUUAUAAAAACAAUGGAACUAUUUAUACUCCCAGAGAUGUGUCGAUUCAUGUGCAAAUAAUAGUAUAUUCCAAAUAAAAGAGGUUUAUCAUUA